UGACAACAACUGUUGCAAAUAUAUGGGAUUUAAGCGUUCUUAGUUACAAUUUAUGCAUAUUUAAUUGCUGAAUUAGUGGCAGAGUUUAUAAUAAACGCGUGUAAAAAGUGCAGCUAUGGAAGACAUAUUCCAUUGGUGCCGUGAGGGCAACUCGAUCCAAGUGCGCCUCUGGCUCGAAGAAACUGAAAAUGACAUGAAUCUGGGGGACGAUCAUGGCUUCAGCCCACUGCACUGGGUGGCGAAGGAGGGUCACACAAAACUCGUUGAGACGCUCCUGCAGCGUGGGGCACGCGUCAAUGCCACUAAUAUGGGUGAUGACAUACCACUGCAUUUGGCCGCUGCGCAUGGCCAUCGGGAUGUGGUCCAAUUGCUGUUGCGUGAGCGCUCCGAUGUGAACGCGGUUAAUGAGCAUGGAAAUACGCCAUUGCAUUAUGCUUGCUUCUGGGGCUAUGAUAUGAUUUGUGAGGAUUUGCUUCAUGCCGGCGCUUUGGUCACCAUUGCCAAUAAGGAUGGACACACGCCCAUUGACAAGGCCAAGCCCAGUCUGGGGAAGCGCAUACAGGAUCUGGCCGAGAAGAGUGGUCAGGAGAUGAAGGUCAUUAGUUUCAAGGAGCAGAGCUGGCUGGGACUAAAAACCCGUUCGCGCGAUGCCACCUUGUCCCGUUUCAAGGGCAUCAGCAUGGGCGAUUUGGACUUACACACAAAGGUGGCUGUCACUUCGUCGGGUGAAACUUGGCGUGGACGUUGGCAAAGAAAUGAUGUUAUAGCAAAGAUUCUUGCCAUACGCCAAUGCACGUCACGCAUCUCUCGUGACUUCAACGAGGAGUUUCCCAAGCUUCGAAUCUUCUCUCAUCCCAAUAUUUUGCCCAUCAUAGGCGCCUGCAAUUCGCCGCCUAAUCUAGUGGUCAUCAGUCAGUUUAUGCCACGUGGAUCGCUCUUCAAUUUGCUGCACGGCGCUACCGGCGUAGUUGUGGACACCAGCCAGGCGGUUCGCUUUGCUUUGGAUGUGGCACGGGGCAUGGCCUUUUUGCACUCGCUGGAGCGCAUAAUACCGACCUAUCAUUUGAACAGUCAUCAUGUCAUGAUUGACGAUGACUUGACAGCGCGUAUCAACAUGGGAGAUGCCAAGUUCUCGUUCCAAGAGAAGGGUCGCAUCUAUCAGCCGGCAUGGAUGUCUCCAGAGGCGUUGCAGCGCAAACAGAGCGAUCGCAACUGGGAGGCAUGCGAUAUGUGGAGCUUUGCUAUACUCAUCUGGGAGCUGACUACUCGCGAGGUACCUUUCGCCGAAUGGUCGCCCAUGGAGUGCGGCAUGAAGAUUGCGCUCGAGGGCUUGCGUGUUAAAAUCCCACCGGGCACUUCGUCUCACAUGGCGAAGCUCAUUUCGAUAUGCAUGAAUGAGGAUCCCGGCAAGCGGCCAAAGUUCGACAUGGUUGUGCCCAUACUCGAAAAGAUGAAACGCUAAUAUAUCAUCGUCAGCUUCCAGUUGGAAUUUUGUCAGCAACGCAACAAAUCCCAUGCCAAAAUGUGCCUGUCUACAAAUUUUGUAGGUUUUGAAUGAAGUUAGGGAAAUCGUCGUCUUCGUUUGCCAAUUAAUUUAUAAACGAUUACUACUUUGUGGUAACUUAUCAGCAGCCUUAUCUUAACUGAACUUAACCGAGCCACAAGCGCCUGAUCUGCAAUUGAAUUGCAGCCAUUUUAUUACCUUUUUUAUUUGUACUCUCUAAUGUGUCCCAAAAUGGUCGUUUGCUAUUCGUUUAAUGUCUCAGUUGUUUUGAAUUUAUGCUCGUAAUUUGUCUUUCGUCUUUGUUUCGUCAUUUUUCGAUCGACGGUGCUCGACUUUUUUGUAUGUUUUAAGUUCAUAAUAACCGUUAAGCUCUAAAAAUACGUAUUUAUACAAACAUUUGUUACUAAUUAUUAAACAAAUUAUAAAAACGAAAAUUAA
Messenger RNA from Scaptodrosophila lebanonensis, 1942 nucleotides. RefSeq names its product integrin-linked protein kinase (gene Ilk). The transcript has 5 exons. NCBI's taxonomy places the organism in Eukaryota, Metazoa, Arthropoda, Insecta, Diptera, Drosophilidae. Gene Ontology annotation, biological process: protein phosphorylation; cell-matrix adhesion; integrin-mediated signaling pathway. Gene Ontology annotation, molecular function: ATP binding; protein kinase activity; protein binding. The record is from RefSeq and is a predicted model, not a curated record. Gene Ontology annotation, cellular component: stress fiber; focal adhesion. The coding region runs from base 116 to 1462 and encodes 448 amino acids.